AUGGAAGAUAUUUCGGCUUCUUUUCGUAUUUACGCCUUCCCGUUUGAAUUUCAGCACAUCACUUACAAAGUCAUCAAGAGAGUCAUCUUGGCCACGUGGAUGUUGGCGCUGGUGUUAGUCUGUCUACCUCUGAUGGGUUUCGGCCUGUAUUACGACGGCCAGGCCACCGACGGGAGACCCGUCUGCGUCAGAUACAGAUUCGCCAGGUCGGCCAAAGACGUGGCCUACGCCUACCUGAUGCUGGGCUUCGGCCUGUCCCUGUGCCUGAUCAUGGCGGGAUGCAACUUGGCCGUGGUCAGAGUUCUGUGUCGAAUCGGCGCCAAGAAGUGGGAGGCGGGUGCCGGCCGCACCGUCGUUCGCAAGGAGAGCAACGAACUGGCCUUCGACCACGUCACGGCCGAAGAAGUGGCCUUCGCCAAGUUGAUGAUCGUCUUCUGCAUCUUCUUCGUCGUCUGUUGGCUGCCCCAAAUGUGCGGUGUAAUAGCUUUCAGAUUCGUCUCCGAUGAUCACCGUAAAGAAGAUAACAACUUGGCAGUGGUAGUUUAUAGCAACACUAAACGAGUAAUUCGUGAUUAA
Messenger RNA from Centruroides sculpturatus (bark scorpion), 576 nucleotides. RefSeq lists its product as uncharacterized. Bases 1 to 576 code for a protein of 191 amino acids. Gene Ontology annotation, cellular component: plasma membrane. Lineage: Eukaryota; Metazoa; Arthropoda; Arachnida; Scorpiones; Buthidae. The record is from RefSeq and is a predicted model, not a curated record. The transcript is spliced from 3 exons. Gene Ontology annotation, molecular function: G protein-coupled receptor activity. Gene Ontology annotation, biological process: positive regulation of cytosolic calcium ion concentration; inflammatory response; adenylate cyclase-activating G protein-coupled receptor signaling pathway.